Molecule: messenger RNA, 1119 nt
Organism: Pyrus x bretschneideri (Chinese white pear)
Lineage: Eukaryota; Viridiplantae; Streptophyta; Magnoliopsida; Rosales; Rosaceae
Exons: 2
Coding region: 1-1119 (372 amino acids)
Source: RefSeq, a predicted model, not a curated record
AUGGCGUCUUCUUCCUCUGCUACUGCUGCUCCCUCUGUCAUGAAUUUUCUCACCAUCAAGCUCGACCGCAACAACUACCCUCUCUGGCGUGCUCAGUUCCUUCCCUUGCUGUGCAGCCGCAACUUACUAUCUUAUGUUACUGGUGAAAAUCACUGCCCAUCUGCUUUUCUUCUUGAUGACAAUGGUAAACUCAUAGACAAGGUCAAUCCAUUAUAUGCUGAAUGGAUACAGACUGAUCAGAUGAUCCUUUCUUGGAUUACGAGUUCCCUUACUCCCAAGGUUCUUGCUACAAUCGUCAACAAAAUUGAUUCGGCUUCUGCCUGGUCGUCUCUUCAAGAACGAUAUGCUUCUACGUCUCAAAAUCGUAUUAUCCAAAUGCAUACAGAAUUGAUGAAUACUGCUCGUGGUAAUCUUUCUAUCGAUGACUAUCUCGACCAAGUCAACGCCAUCGCCGACAACCUUGCUCUUUCUGGCGCCCCAGUCUCUGAAUCCGACUUAGUUGCCAUUAUUAUGAGUAAAGUAGGUCCACAAUAUGAGACCACUGUUGCUUCCGCACAGGCUCGUGACACUCCCAUCACCUACAAUUCAUUGGAAGCAUUAUUACUGAGUGCCGAGCAACCUUACAACGCCUUUUCUCUUCCCUCUGAUAGCGGCACCUCUGCUUUUGCUGCUGUCCGUGGCGGUCGCGGUGGCUUCCGUGGCCGUGGUAAUUCUUUUCGUGGUGGACGUGGUGGAAGCUUCUUCCGUGGUGGUGCUGGUAACUUCUCACGCCCAAAUUUGGCUGCUCAUGACUCCGGUUCUGCUGCCCCUGCAACAUCCACCUCUGCAGCCCCUUCCCGCGGGUCAUCUUCUUCCUACAAUGGACUUCUUGGUCCAGCACCUGGCUCCAGCACAUCUCAUGGUUCCUUGCCUGUUUUUUCCUCCUCUGGGCGUAUUCAAUGUCAGAUUUGUCAACGCUUUGGGCACUCGGCUAUUGAUUGCUUCAAUCGUCUCAAUAUGUCCUACGAAGGUCGGGUUCCCUCCUCUCGUCUUCAAGCCUACACAGCUGCACCAUCUUCCCGUGCUUCCGCCGCUGCACCCUCUGUCCAGCAAUGGUUUGAACAUCUCAAAAAUUGGUGA